This is a messenger RNA of Microthlaspi erraticum, 342 nucleotides long. The record is from the annotation of a GenBank genome assembly. NCBI's taxonomy places the organism in Eukaryota, Viridiplantae, Streptophyta, Magnoliopsida, Brassicales, Brassicaceae.
AUGCAACUGGUUCAAAGUCAGCGGCCAGAGUUUCAAAAACAGCUAGUCAGAAAGUCUCCAGAAACAAAUCCGGGAGCAGAGGUUAUCAAAGAAAAUCAGAAGUGCAAGCUGAUGGAUAUUGGUGGAAGGAAGCUGGUUGUUGCUGAAGGUCGUGUGCAUUCGAUCAACCCAGAUCAAAUGGUACACUUUGUUAGAUUGGGGUCUGAUGCAGCAAGAGUUUGGGUGGACAUAGUCAAUGUCGAUGAUGCAGCGGUUUGGAAGCCAUCAGAUGAAAUAGAAACUCUGAAAGAUGCGCACGGUUCAUCAAUCGCAUGGCCGAUGGAUAAAUUGGUCAUCUUUUGA